AUGCAGUCUGGCAGGUACGACUGGACGGGCAGCACGUGGAAUGGGCCGUCAGCCAAUUUCACUCCGCAAAAUGCCGCGAUCAUCGGAAACGUCGCCGUGGAGGGCAAUUACAUUCUGACGGUCAUGACUACGACUGAUGGACUGCCCACCAAGCUGGCAUAUGUUCACGAGUACAACGCCGGCACAUGGGAGGAGGUCUAUAGCCAAGUGCUUGGCGAUCCGAACGUAUCCAGCAACGACAUCCAGGAUGCAGAUAUCACCAGCACUGGCAAGGCAGUAGCAGCUGUUGUCACCAGCGAUAAUCGACGAAUCCUGAACUUCUUCGAGAAAGGCCUUGAUAACCUUUGGGGUCCAACACAGACAUUGGUCGUCAACAACGCCAGGCCCGACUCUGCGGUGAGCAUCUCCGAGACAGCCGCUGUAUCCACUGGCUUUCAGGCUCCAAUCCCAUUCCGCGAUGUUAACAUCACCGCCACCGGCAUGAUCCUUGGUUGCAAUACAACCGGAACAACGACGACGGUGCCUCCUUACGGGUACUCGUACUACUCACGGUAUUCUCGGCACUUCCGACGUGCACGCUGCCCAAAGUGGUGUGCUGCAAAGCCGUGGUGGUACUGGAGAUGCAGGCACUGUGGAUUUUAG
Messenger RNA from Symbiodinium necroappetens, 642 nucleotides. The record is from the annotation of a GenBank genome assembly. Lineage: Eukaryota; Dinophyceae; Suessiales; Symbiodiniaceae.